UGAUUUUAAUGUUAGUACAAAAUUUGAACUAGCAACUUGAGCUUCGAUUGAGGCAACUGCGAUUUCUGAUAUAAAUCUUUUUCAAUGUUGAUGAAAUGGAGGGAAAAUAGAUGCGUUUAAGGCUAAUUGAAUACUUCGCUUUGUCAUGUAGUUGCAUGUAACGAGUGAGAAUGUUCCCUUUUCAACACAUUUCUAUUCUGCUGCCUCUUCACACAUCACGCAAGGAAAAGCGAAGCGGCCAGAUUUCUACAAAGCACAUACAUAGUACUACUAAUGUACCUUAAUGGCACCAGAAUGUCAAGUGACGUAGGUACAGAAAGUGAAAAUCAUUUCCGACGCAAAGGUGUUCCACAAACCCGUUAUGCCUGAGAACACUUCUAGCUAAUUAGAUUUUAUAAUUUUGAUAUUUUACUCCAGUUCUAUAAAUCUGAUCUGCGUCCACUAAUUAAAGAACAAAUGGGAUCAUAAAUCAAUGCGUAGUUAAUUAAAUACCUGUACCUACUUUCGUCAUGCUUUCAAGAAAAUGCAGUAUUAAAUUGUCUUUGUACACUUCCAUCUGUAUUUAUGUUCUCAUGUUAAAAAUUCUCUGAAGUGAUUGAGUAUUCUGUUGCUAGUUUUAAUUUCUGAAACAUAUUUAUCAUCUGUUUUUCAGUUUCAUGUUUACCUGACUGGAAAAAUUCUCGAAGAAAAACUGGUAAUGUUCACAUAUUUUAGUGUUAGUCAUCACGGCACUUGAAACAUUGACAUUGAGAUAUACAGUAAGAAGUAAGAGGGAAAACCUGAUGCAGUCACUGAUCACGUGAUAAUGUUUACGACACAAACGUUUAACAAAACGACUUUUGUUUAUAAUGGAGCUAAAGAUAAUCAACAACUCCAAAAGCCGGUUACAAAAACUCAUUUCAAUGAACCAUUAAAAUCAGAGAUCAACACACAAUAAAUCCUUAUCGACUUUUAUGAACGCUCCAAAGAUGAUCAACGAAAACAUUGAUCGCAAAAACUUCACUUUUAUUUAUGAUCGAUAAUCAAUAAAUCUUUACAACGAUCGAUUCAAUUACGCAUUCUGAGAUUUACAAUGACGUGAACAAGAGUUCAGUUUUCACUUUAAUCUGUUAGUCGUCUGCUUUUGGAGUUAUAGGGCCUGUCAUCUCGGCACUUGAACUUCAUAUUUUACAAUCAGUUGAAAUGGAUUUGUGAAAGAGCUGAUAAAUGUUAGACCCUAAAGGUACUAUGACUUGCCAUCGUUAUGGACAUUUGAGACGGCUUCUUAGAGUAGCACAGCCGGUUCCUUAAGCCAUCUCUCUACAAGUUUGGAGUUUUUUUCUUCCCUUACUUGUUUGCCUGCUGGUGUCCCUCAAGGUACUUCUUUCCGCACAGCUGGUCCCUCUCAUAAUUUUCUAAACAAUGAACGAUUUUCUUUAUUGUAAUUUCCUUAUCAACAUUUAAACGUGAUUUAUUUACGUUUUCACUGUUUACUACUAGAUUACAUAUUAGUCGAUAAGCAAAAACUGUUACUUUACUGUAAUGUUUGUUAAUCAAGAUUGCAUGUUUAUAUCGAUGUUGCAUACAAUUCUGGAGUAACAUGUGGGUAUAAAAUACGAUAUUUUUAAGGGUUCAUACAAGUUCAAGUUCAACGGUCACCGAUGGAGGUGCCUAAAAAAGUGUUUCUGCUACUUUUUGUAGCGAUUAUUCAGCAUGUCGCCAAUGCCCAGUACUACGUAUCGCCGUACGCUUCAGCCCCAAGCCCGUACAUAUCGCAAUCGCCGUCAUGCUCGUGCUGCUCCCCUCCGCUGAACAUCCCGGCCCCCCCAGCCUGCCCAGUCUACGUCACCCUGCCAACCCCACCACCCCUCACCGUCCAACCUCCCCCACUCCCACCUAUGAUGUUGGAACUCCCUUGUCCUCCACCAAUAACUGUUACUCCUCCGCCUGCACCACCGAUGAUGGUUAACCCUCCACCUCUGCCGCCAAUGACUAUCACACCCCCAGCUAUUCCUCCGAUCUGUGUGACUCCUCCUCCCCCGCCUCCUAUGUGCGUGACGCCUCCUUGUCCUCCUCCGAUGUACGUCAACCCUCCGUUGCCGCCAGCGAUUUACUUGGACCUGCCGCUGCCGCCUCCCAUUGUGAUUGAGCUGCCUCCACCACCUCCGAUCGUAGUGCAACCGCCACCGUUGGGACAGAUCAUGAUCCAGCCACCUGCUCUGCCGCCGAUGCCCGUGCAGCCGCCGCCACUACCACCGAUGAUGGUGCAGCCGCCGUCGCCUCCUCCGAUGGUGAUUGAGCUGCCCCCACCGGCGCCGAUCAGCGUGCAGCCGCCGUGCCCGCCACCGAUGUGCGUGCAGCCGCCGCCGCCCUCGCCAAUCAGCGUGCAACCACCUCCGCUACCUCCAGUCAUGGUGCAGCCACCCCUGCCACCCUCCAUGUGUAUUCAGCCACCUCCUCUGGAGCCGUUCUGCGUGCAGCCCCCUCCCCCCGCUCCUAUCUGCUUCCAGUCCACCCCGUCAUGCGGCUGUGGAUGCGCACCUUCUCCGAUCUACUUGUGACAGUUCGAAUAGAUAUUAUUCGUUAACUUGUUAUCACAUUGUUUUGUUUUGUUAUGAGCCGACUGUAUUUAAUUAAAGUUAUGAACUGAACUAUGUGCCUACCUCGAAUAAUAAACGAUUACUUAAUUUUAAAAUCUAUUUUAAUUAUAUACUUCCCUUCACACUUUACAAUAGCGCAACAAACAUGUUAACUAUAAGCUCUAGGUAAAAUAUUUUAUAAGCAUAUUUUAU
This is a messenger RNA of Helicoverpa zea (corn earworm), 2771 nucleotides long. Its product is annotated as leucine-rich repeat extensin-like protein 3. The record is from RefSeq and is a predicted model, not a curated record. Lineage: Eukaryota; Metazoa; Arthropoda; Insecta; Lepidoptera; Noctuidae. Bases 1641 to 2540 code for a protein of 299 amino acids. The transcript has 2 exons.